Molecule: messenger RNA, 1548 nt
Organism: Glarea lozoyensis ATCC 20868
Lineage: Eukaryota; Fungi; Ascomycota; Leotiomycetes; Helotiales; Helotiaceae
Exons: 1
Coding region: 1-1548 (515 amino acids)
Source: RefSeq, a predicted model, not a curated record
AUGACAGACAAUAUUGUUGCUCUUACGAACUCCGUAAACAGUUUGGAAAUCACGGAUACGACAUCGGAGGCCGACGACCAGACUUCUGAUAAUCCAGCCUUAGUUAUUCAAGCUUCAAUUACUUUACUUGAAUCAUCUACCAAAUUUGUUGCUUCUCAGGAGCGAAGAGCUCGCUCUCUGGCAGAUUCUACAAAUAUCGUCGAUAGUCUAUAUAUCAACGAUUUAUACUCAGGUUAUAAAAAGGUCACAGGACUUGCAGAAGAAAUUCGCAUUCUCAGCGAGACAGCGGAUAACUUCAAGGACGCCGCGCAAGAUUGUCUCUUUGCUUAUCUUGUCUCCCUUGGAAGUCGAAGUGCUGCCUGGGUUAGUGAGAAGUCUUUCCUCCAGGAUCUCUUAUCGCACUUCGUUGUGGAAUUAAAAGAUAUUUCUCGAUAUGUUUUAGACCACUCAAAAGAUGAGACGCAAGUUCUUUGGAAGAUUGCAGAGGAAUGUUACAAUCAAGCCACCAACUGUCCUGGCAUGUUGAAUCCAGGAGACUACUUCGAUAAGCAUCGAGAGGCUGCUUUUGAAUGGCCAUAUGAUCUCGAAUACGAGCCUGCAGAGUACUAUGAGCACGAAAACCUUCUUAACGUCGACGAAGAUUACGCCCGGGAAUUCCAUGAUCAAAAUGAAGAAAGAGCAGAGAGGGCUGCGAGACAAGAGCAGAGCUGGGUUGAGUUUUGGGUUGCGGUCCUGGAUAAUUGCCCCAGUGGACCAACGCUUUUCUACCCCCGAGCAAGCUCCAAUACCAAGAUUUGGGAAUUUGAAACAACAGCUACUCCACGGUAUCUAUUCCGGACGUUUGACCAAAAGAGUUCUGGGAGAAACGAUGACUGCGUAAUAGCUUCGACGAUGGCCGUCAUGUCAUUACAGGACAGCAGAAUUGAUCUUCUUUCUCUUCCAAAGAACCAAGCAACGAGCAUAUUGCACGCACAUUUGACCAAAUCUUGUUGGGGCUCCGGGGCAGCCUCUGAUAAUCUAAUGUCCUGGACAAGUUCUUUACUUUUCGCGAUUCAGUACGCAAUCUGGAGGCGUGACACGUUUAAGAGUAACCCAGAGGAUAUCAGGAUCUGCGCGAUAGAUACCAUGAAGUUUCCACGAGGUCAAUUCGUACAGGAUCUAUCGCUUAUUACAGCAUAUCAGCAAGAAAUUGAAAACCUUGAGGGAAGGGAAAAAAACUUAUUCCAACUCCGCCGGGAUGACACGAGAUACCACAACGGAGAAUACUUUUCCCAGGGAACUGUGAACAUUGCAGGUCGAUCGAGUAUGGCGUCUUUGAAAAGUCUGAAAGGCUUCGGUCUCUUCAAAUUAUAUCCUGAAUUCGACGUUGAAAUGAUGGGCAAGAGCAGGUGGACAAACCGUGUGAGAGAUUUGCGCCUGGUCUGGUCCAAAGAGCAAAAUACGACGACUGAAGAGAUUCAAUUUGCGUCAAGCGUGGCAAUGUGUUUCAAUGACUUCAAGAAGCCGGACAUGAUGCUAUACUCCUAUCGUUCAAGGCUCGCAAAAUAG